Octodon degus (degu) is the source of this 2535-nucleotide messenger RNA. It is a transcript of the gene Syn2, whose product is annotated as synapsin II. The coding region runs from base 65 to 1717 and encodes 550 amino acids. The record is from RefSeq and is a predicted model, not a curated record. Lineage: Eukaryota; Metazoa; Chordata; Mammalia; Rodentia; Octodontidae. Gene Ontology annotation, molecular function: ATP binding. Gene Ontology annotation, cellular component: synaptic vesicle membrane; synaptic vesicle. Gene Ontology annotation, biological process: neurotransmitter secretion. The transcript has 13 exons.
CUCAGCCUCCUCCAGUCUCCCUCAGUAGUCCCCCUCAGGCCCCUCGGCCCCGGCCCCCGGCCAGAUGAUGAACUUCCUGAGGCGCCGGCUGUCGGACAGCAGCUUCAUCGCCAACCUGCCCAACGGCUACAUGACCGACCUGCAGCGGCCCGAGCCGCAGCCCGCGCCGCCUUCGGCGCAGCCCAGCCCGACUCCGGCGCCCGCGAGCGGCGGUGGCUUCUUCAGCUCGCUGUCCCAGGCGGUGAAGCAGACGGCCGCCUCGGCGGGGCUGGUGGACGCGCCCGCGCCUGCGCCCGCGCGUAGGGCCAAGGUGCUGCUGGUGGUGGAUGCGCCGCACGCCGACUGGGCCAAGUGCUUUCGGGGCAAGAAAGUCCUUGGAGAUUAUGAUAUUAAAGUGGAACAGGCGGAAUUUUCAGAGCUUAACCUGGUGGCCCAUGCAGACGGGACCUAUGCUGUGGAUAUGCAGCUGCUUCGGAAUGGCACAAAAGUUGUCCGGUCCUUCCGCCCAGACUUUGUGCUCAUCCGGCAGCAUGCAUUUGGCAUGGCAGAGAACGAGGAUUUCCGCCACCUGAUCAUUGGCAUGCAGUAUGCAGGUCUCCCCAGUAUCAACUCCCUGGAAUCCAUUUACAACUUCUGUGACAAGCCUUGGGUGUUUGCCCAGAUGGUGGCUAUGUACAAGACAUUGGGAGGAGAAAAGUUCCCACUCAUUGAGCAGACGUACUACCCCAACCAUAAAGAGAUGCUGACACUGCCCACAUUCCCUGUGGUGGUGAAGAUUGGCCACGCUCACUCGGGUAUGGGCAAGGUCAAAGUGGAAAAUCACUAUGACUUCCAGGACAUUGCUAGUGUGGUAGCCCUCACCCAGACCUAUGCCACAGCAGAGCCCUUCAUUGAUGCUAAGUAUGACAUUAGAGUCCAGAAGAUUGGCAACAACUACAAGGCUUACAUGAGGACAUCGAUCUCAGGGAACUGGAAGACGAACACUGGCUCUGCAAUGCUAGAGCAGAUUGCCAUGUCAGACAGGUACAAGCUGUGGGUAGACACGUGCUCUGAGAUGUUUGGUGGCCUUGACAUCUGUGCUGUUAAAGCUGUACAUGGCAAAGAUGGGAAAGACUACAUUUUUGAGGUCAUGGACUGUAGCAUGCCACUGAUUGGAGAACAUCAAGCAGAGGACAGACAGCUCAUCACCGAGCUGGUCAUCAGCAAGAUGAACCAGUUGCUGUCUAGGACUCCAGUCCUGUCACCUCAGAGACCAUUGACCACCCAGCAGCCACAGAGUGGAACACUCAAGGACCCGGACUCAAGCAAGACCCCACCUCAGCGGCCACCCCCCCAAGGGGGCCCUGGGCAACCCCAAGGAAUGCAGCCCCCAGGCAAGGUGCUGCCUCCACGCCGGCUCCCCCCAGGACCAUCAGUGCCACCUUCCUCUUCCUCCUCUCCUUCUGCCUCCUCGGCUCCUCAGCGGCUGGGCGGCCCCACCGCCACCCACGAUGAUGCAUCCUCCAGCAGCAGCUCACUGGCAGAGGCCCAGCCACCCCCGGCCGCGCCUCUGCAGAAGCCCCAGCCUCACCCACAGCUCAACAAGUCGCAGUCCCUGACAAAUGCCUUCAGCUUCUCUGAGUCUUCCUUCUUCCGGUCUUCAGCCAAUGAGGAUGAAGCCAAAGCAGAGACCAUCCGGAACUUGAGGAAGUCCUUUGUCAGCCUCUUUUCUGAUUAGCACUUCAGAUAUUUGGGGCACCCAACCCAGCGAGGAAAGGCAUCCAAGACAGUUACCAAUAGCAAUCAGCCAUGCUUGGUGGCUAUGUCCCCAACUUUGACGUGUGUGGCCCCUUUCUCUGCUCCGUUGUGCUCAGUGAUGUUGUGCAGCCUAGAAAGGACCAUGUCUGUGACAGUCUCAGGGCAAAUGCCUCCCCAGAGAGGUACCUGACAUCAGAGAGGAAAGAGCUUCUUCCCUGUAGUCAUGAGAGCUCCUUCUGAAGUCGCCGUUGCUGUGAGUUUAGUGGCCUUAUUGUGACAGCCGUCAUGUCUUAUUCUUCCCAUGAAGCCAGGAUCACUUGCACCAGAGACCCCUGGCAGCCUGACCUUGCUCUAACACAGUGUUCUCAGCAUGCCCCCCAUAGUCAGUGCUACCUGUGUGGAAGAUGUACUCUCCUGGACACCCCGUUGUUGGCUUGAGGAUGUUGGAACGUUCCCAAACCUGGAUCUCAAGCACACUCACCCAGCUCGAUGGUCUCUCAGCCACUGUGGAGAUGGAGCACCUGGAGGCAGCUGAUUCUCCUGAGAACAGUGGUCUGCAGGGUCCCCUUCCUCUUCUCUGGAGCAUGGUUCCUUUGUGCGAGCUGCAGGAACUUGAACUCCAAGCUAUGCUGUAGAGGAGAAUGCAUGCCGCUAAAACAACCAUAUGCCGAUUUGAUGUUCAUCACCUAAUAAACGUCAAGACCUUUGGUGUAAUAAAAGCAGCCACAUUAACCAGCAUUCGAUUCAGCCAUGAGGUCUCCCCUGUUGCCUUUUAGGCUGAGAGUAUCUAUGAGGUGU